Molecule: messenger RNA, 588 nt
Organism: Gossypium raimondii (Peruvian cotton)
Lineage: Eukaryota; Viridiplantae; Streptophyta; Magnoliopsida; Malvales; Malvaceae
Product: agamous-like MADS-box protein AGL62
Exons: 1
Coding region: 1-588 (195 amino acids)
Biological process (GO): regulation of transcription by RNA polymerase II
Molecular function (GO): DNA-binding transcription factor activity, RNA polymerase II-specific; protein dimerization activity; RNA polymerase II cis-regulatory region sequence-specific DNA binding
Source: RefSeq, a predicted model, not a curated record
AUGGCAAACACUGGAAAGAAAACCAAGGGAAAACAAAAGAUUGAGAUUAAAAUGAUUGAAAAUCAGGAUGAUCGGUUGAUCACAUUCUCGAAACGUCGAUCAGGAAUCUAUAAAAAAAUUGGUGAGCUUUCCACUUUAUGUGGUACUGAGAUUCUUUUUAUCAUUUUUUCACCCGCAGGAAAACCUUUUACAUUUGGUCACCCCUCUAUCGAAUUUAUUGCUAACCGCUUUUUGAACGGAAACAUACCUGUGAUUGACGACAUGCAUGCUCUUAUUGAGGAUCACCGUACGGUAAGAAUCAAUAAGCUAAUCCAACUUUACAAUGAGGUGCAGAGCCAAAUAGACGCAUCCAAUGAGACACAAAGGGUGCUUGCUCAACAAAUCACAAGUGGGGGAGAUUCUAAUCGUUGGUGGGAAACUCCCCUUGACCAACUUAACCCAAGAGAGCUCUACGAGCGAUACUCCCAUUUCUCGAAGCUUCUCGACUUGUUCUAUAUCUCUCGGAGCAAGAAGAUUGCAACCGCUUCUUCAACGGUUGCUCCAACGGGUCCUGCUGAGGAUGCCCCUACUAACUUUCCUCUUAGUUAA